CAUUGGCCUCGCUCAGCCCCGCCCGGGCGCUGCCUGCAAGCACUAGGGGCGGGGCGCGGGGCCCGAGGUGAGGGACCGCGGGCCCGAGGGGAUCCGGCCAGUCCGCAGCCGCCGCCGAGGGACCUGCGCGGGCCCCGCCGCCGCCGCUGCCGCCGCCUUCCCCACCGCGCCCCCGCCUGCCCGGGCUCCGCGCCAGGAGGGGCGGCCAGGCCCAGCCCCGUCGCCGCGAGCUCCGGGACCCCGACGGCGCCCAGCCCGCAGAGGGGCCGCAGGAGGAGGACAAGGAGAAGGGCGGCCUCACCGGGGACCCGGCCAUGGCGCUGGACUUCCUGGCUGGAUGCGCGGGGGGUGUGGCAGGCGUGCUUGUGGGACACCCAUUUGACACGGUCAAGGGGCUGUCUCCAUAGCAAAAGUGUAACUUUGUUGUAGAUGGGCGUAAGCCUCACCCUGGAGAGCGCUAGUGCGGCUUCAGGUCCAGAGUGUGGACAAGCCUCAGUACCGCGGGACCUUGCACUGCUUCAAGUCCAUUAUCAAGCAAGAGAGCGUGCUGGGCCUGUACAAGGGCCUGGGCUCGCCGCUCAUGGGGCUCACCUUCAUCAACGCGCUGGUGUUCGGGGUGCAGGGCAACACCCUCCGGGCCCUGGGCCACGACUCGCCGCUGAACCAGUUCCUGGCGGGCGCCGCAGCGGGCGCCAUUCAGUGCGUCAUCUGCUGCCCCAUGGAGCUGGCCAAGACGCGGCUGCAGCUGCAGGACACGGGCCCGGGGCGCGCCUACAAGGGCUCGCUGGACUGCCUGGCGCAGAUCUACGGAAACGAGGGGCUGCGCGGCGUCAACCGGGGCAUGGUGUCCACGCUGCUGCGCGAGACGCCCAGCUUCGGCGUCUACUUCCUCACCUACGACGUGCUCACGCGGGCACUGGGCUGCGAGCCGGGCGACCGCCUGCUGGUGCCCAAGCUGCUGCUGGCGGGCGGCACGUCGGGCAUCGUGUCCUGGCUCUCCACCUACCCCUUGGACGUGGUCAAAUCGCGGCUGCAGGCGGACGGGCUGCGGGGCGCCCCGCGCUACCGCGGCAUCCUGGACUGCGUGCGCCAGAGCUACCGCGCCGAGGGCUGGCGCGUCUUCACGCGGGGACUGGCGUCCACGCUGCUGCGCGCCUUCCCCGUCAACGCCGCCACUUUCGCCACCGUCACUGUGGUGCUCACCUAUGCGCGUGGCGAGGAGGCCAGGCCCGAGGGCGAGGCUGUGCCCACUACCCCUGCGGGACCCGCCCUGGCGCAGCCCUCCAGCCUGUGAGGCUCGCCCCCUGCCUCCUUCCCCGGGGCCCUUCUCGGAAACUCCAGACGUAGAUUGGCCCCUGAGCCGACUGCCCUGCUCCUCCUGGGAUGCUGUGGGCUGUGGACUGUCAGACCAGGGUUGAAUGUUGCUUAUCAACUGGGUGACUUGGGCCGAGAACUUCACUCCGCUGGCCUCAGUGUUCUCGCCUAUGAAAUAGGGACCCUCAUAUCCACAUUGUAGAGUCACCAAGGUCAGAGAUUAUUCCGCGCAGCAGCCGGCACCGGGCCUGGCUGAGGCCAUGCUGUGCCCCGCACCACUACCAUGGAAACCCAGGCAGACACUCCAGCUCCUUCCCGGGUCCCGGCCAUGCCAUUGUGCUUCUGCGCUACAGGCUGGCGCCUGGGGAGGUCUCUGAUGGCCCACCAAUGGGCGGCCCAGGGACCGGAUAACUCCACAUAUCCUCCACCCAGCAGGCUUGUUGGCCACCCCUCUGGUCUUUAAAGGUUAGGGAUAGAGGACACCUUAGUGUGCCUCCUGGUGCCGAAGAACUGGAUCCUCUGCAUACCCCAGCUUCUCCACAUGACACCGCUAGGGGUACCCCGGCUGCUGCCACUCCAGAGGGUGAACUGGGGACCCUCUGCCCUCCAGGAAGCCAUGGCAUCUGCUGGAGGCACCAUAUAAGCCCACAGGACUAGGGUGGGGAGCAGACAGGCCAGUGGGUGGAGGUCUUGACAGUUCAAGUGUGAUGCAGCUGUGGCAAGGAGAAAUCCUUCCAGCUUUCCAGCCUCGGGCUGCCCAUCCAUAAAAUGGGGACAUGGCCAGCUGAUGGACACCUGAGUCUCUGGCCCACCCACCACUGCCAGCCAGGAUUCCCUGAAGUGUGCAGAAGGCUCAGCAGAGAGCAGUAUGAGAUGUCCCUCACUAGGGCUGGAACACCUCUGGCCACAGCCGAAGGUCAGUUUCUCUGCCCCCAGCACAUGGUGCCUCCAAGGCAUUCUCAGUGCCAGGGCUCUGUCCCUGUGAAGGUGCAGGGCCUGCUGGUGGGGUGGCUAGUUGGGGUCUGGGGCAGAAGAGGGCCGUUCUGGGCAUCCUGGGGAGUGUGCCUAAUGAGGACAACACUGGGCUUCGCACAGCCUGGCAUCGCUCUACAGAAACCGUCACGGGAAUAAAGUGUUCUUUGUUUUGUAA
This is a messenger RNA of Cebus imitator (Panamanian white-faced capuchin), 2464 nucleotides long. It is a transcript of the gene SLC25A29, whose product is annotated as solute carrier family 25 member 29. Gene Ontology annotation, biological process: mitochondrial L-ornithine transmembrane transport. The transcript is spliced from 5 exons. Gene Ontology annotation, molecular function: high-affinity L-arginine transmembrane transporter activity. The coding region runs from base 581 to 1294 and encodes 237 amino acids. The record is from RefSeq and is a predicted model, not a curated record. Lineage: Eukaryota; Metazoa; Chordata; Mammalia; Primates; Cebidae. Gene Ontology annotation, cellular component: mitochondrion.